AUGAAGGCCGGCCCGGAUGAGCUUGAAACCCCAUCCCCAACGCUCCCCCCGCCCAAUGAUGCGGACCAUAUGAAAACCAUCAUUGAGGGUACCUCCAUAGAUGACCCUAGAAUUUUUCACCCAACAACCAUGGAGGUGGGAAGAGGAGGGAAAAAUAAGAGAAACACAUUUGCCUGUGUUGGCUGCCAUUCGUUGAAGCAGAAAUGUGUCCCAUCCGAUUUCAACGAUAUAUACAGAAAGCCAUGCGUGCGCUGUUUUCGGCAAAGGAAGAAGUGUAAAUUCGACUUAUCAAAGAGGACCCGAAAGAGACGGCGCGGGAACUCCAAUUCGGAACGAGAGCAGUCUACAUUGUCCAGCCCCUCAGGUCCUGGGAGCGGAACACCGCCUUCUUUAUUUUCGCAAAGCUCCAACCAAGUCCCUAACUUCAAUGUUAUGACUCCCGGAAUUCAAUCAUCACAGAGGAAAUAUUUAACACCGCUUGGAAAUGCCAAUUUGGAAAGUUCAUUAAAUGAGAGAUUGUCGCAAAACUCUCCAGUUUCAACUUCUCCUGGCAUUUUAAACUCGGCUCUUUUAAACCCACCGCAAAAUCAGUUAGAUACACAUUUACCGAUCACAACUGCCAAUGCUCCGGCAAAUGAGAUUUCGUGUGGGAACCCGCUUUUAAAGAGCGAUAUCGUGGAUUCUUUAAAUCAAGAGAGGGGGUUAUCGGUACCUUUAAAUGAACACGACCUUUUAAACAAUGGUACUUCUCCAAGCAACACGAACAAAACUGCACUGCUAGCACCAAUUGAAAAUACAGCAGAACCAUACAAGGCCCCAAACAACAAAAUAUUGCAGUUGGGACGGAACCAUAACCGCGGGAUCUCCAAUCAUCACAUGAAACAUAACUUUAAGAAAAAUCUGCAAUCUCUAUUAAUUUUACUUAAGGGCAAAAUCAGCGUGAUAUCUCAGAAAUUCAAUGUCUGGUCAGUAGAAUGGAAUAAACUGGUAGAGAAUAGUAUGUUUUUACCCACAAUCAAAGAUCCUGUAUCUAUUGGCAUUAUUUCGAUGGACGAAGCAAAUAUAAGAUUAGACCUGUAUCGGAACGUAGUAUCAAAACAAAGUAAGUUACCUAUCGUCGGAAUUGAGGAACAUCUUACAGUCAACCAGCUUAGAAAGGAAAAACCCAUUUUUUUUUCAGUGGUAAUGUCCAUUGUGUCUACGGUAAUGACGGAGACCCAAACCAACAGAGACACAGUCAUGAAACUAGACAGCUUCGUCAUCAAUUUGAUAAGCAUGCAGAUUUUCAAAUUGAACAAUAAAUCUAUAGAAGUGGUAGAGGCAUUAGUAACUUUGUGCAUGUGGUAUAACUUUUUGGAAUGGUCGAAUAAGACUAGGUAUCAUUUGUUCAACUACAUUUGUUGUUGCAUGACUAAGGACUUGGGCCCAACGUCAGUAAACAAAUCUUUCGGUAUGUUUAGUGACGAGGAUCCUUAUAAAUAUAAACCACGCAUAAAGACUCCUCUGGAAUUAGCGGAAAAUGGACCCGUUUUGAUUUUGUUAGUUUACAUUUCAGCGUUGAAUAUUUCGAUCUUCCUUAGACAAGCAGUCAAUGCCACGUGGAACUCUCUAACCGACGGAGCAUUUCAGACUGUUGAAAAGGCGAUUUCCAAGUAUGAAAAUGGAAACUCGAACGACUCGAAUGUGAACUUGGAUCUCGAACAGUGCAAGAUGAUAAUUUUGUUUGCAAGACUAAAUCGUUUACUGGAAAAAAUACACAUCAAUUUACAUGAGAGUUUUGUAAUGAAUCAGGAAAAUGAGGAUAUCGAUUUUAGUUUUACCGUAGAAUACAUCAAAAGAUUAAUCAUCAAGUACCAGAAUGAUCUAAAUUCUAUUUUAACGGAGAUACCGAAAUCGAGAGAGCGGAUGUUGGCAUUUUAUUAUUCUGUGGAGGCGUACUUGCACCAAUUUACGUUAAACCACUACUUCAAAAACGUCACGGACAAACAAAACUUAACCUCAGUACCAGAGAAUGUCAGUAUUGCUUUUGUGAACUGUUACCACUGUUGCUGUCAAUCUCUGAACGAAUUUUUGAAAUUGCCCAAUACAUUAAUUUCUUCAUUACCUCUAUUCCACAUGUCUCGAAUCAUUUACAUUGUGGGAUUGCUGAUUUUGAAAAUCCGCUACAGCGUUGUUGCUCUACCUGUAUUCCACCACCUAACUGAGUUAACAGAUGGUAGUAUUGACCUAGUGAAAAGAGUGACUCAAAAGUUGGAAGCAGUGUCCGAACUGUAUCCGUAUAACAACACGCUGUACAAAUUUCAAUAUGUUAUAGCCUUGUUUGGUCAAACAUAUGCUAACAAAGUGACUGACCUUGCCGGAAAUGUCGAAAGCACGGAUAGUGUCACUCAAUUCAAUGCGAACUUACUAUCUACUCCUCCAACAAUGAAUGAAAGUACCUGUGUCAGUUCUACUGAUCCAAGUGCAUCCACAAUAGGGAAUGUAGACCCAGGUGUGGCCGGAGUACAGAAUUCGUUUGAUCCUUAUCCGAUUAGCGGUGUUUCGGGGCUACAGAAGGAUGGCACUUUCCGUCCUUCAGAUAUACAAAAUACGCCCCCCAGUGUGUCGAGUGACAACUUGACCGACUAUUUAACCGAUGUGAACUCCCUAGCUUGGGGGUACAAUGCCUUGAAUGAUGAAUUUUGGACCGAUUUACUUUAUAACAGUAUAUAG
This is a messenger RNA of Huiozyma naganishii CBS 8797, 2712 nucleotides long. RefSeq names its product War1p (gene WAR1). The transcript has a single exon. Gene Ontology annotation, cellular component: nucleus. The record is from RefSeq and is a predicted model, not a curated record. Gene Ontology annotation, biological process: regulation of DNA-templated transcription. NCBI's taxonomy places the organism in Eukaryota, Fungi, Ascomycota, Saccharomycetes, Saccharomycetales, Saccharomycetaceae. The coding region runs from base 1 to 2712 and encodes 903 amino acids. Gene Ontology annotation, molecular function: DNA-binding transcription factor activity, RNA polymerase II-specific; zinc ion binding.